UUAUUUACAACCCCCAGGAAUGACCUUGAGUCAGGCAUGGGCUCGUAGCCUCCCGUCACAACAAAACACGUCUGGGACUUUGUAGAUCAACUCAAUGCUGAAGUUUAAGCCGUGCAGUCACCAGGAGGAUAAACCCUUCAUGCAAACUACACGUACCAUCAAGAAGAAGAAGAAGAAGAGUCUAAGGGAAGAUGGACAAGCACAGACAACAACAGGGAGGGCUUUUUACGUGUUGGGGCCAGAGUAACGUCAAGGGAGCUACGGAAGAGGUCACAGACGCAGACACUGGAAAUGUUUCUGUUAAUUUUGAUUUUGGUAUAUUGGAUGAUGAUGAGGAUGAUGUCCUUGCCCAAGCUUAUGAUAACAGCAUGGGAAUGGACACUUCGCAUGCAGAAAAACUACAGGAUGUGUUGCCAACAGGACAAGCAGUAAGAAAUGGUACAGGAUCACAAUCCCAUCCACUAAUACCUCAAGCCACACCAUUAGAAACCUUACCUGGCUUUGAUGCCGAUGCUGGGAAAACAUGGAUCUACCCAAUUAACUAUCCUAUAAGAGAUUACCAGUUUUGCAUUGUUGAAAAAGUGUUAUAUAAAAAUACACUUGUUUCACUUCCAACAGGCUUAGGGAAAACAUUUAUAGCUGCAGUUGUGAUGUAUAAUUUUUAUCGCUGGUAUCCAAGAAGUAAAAUAGUGUUCAUGGCACCCACAAAACCCCUUGUGGCCCAGCAAGUUGAGGCAUGCUUCAAUGUUAUGGGAAUCCCUCAAGAAGAUACUUCACAAAUGACAGGUUCAAUGACUCCAGAAAACAGGAUUAAAGCUUGGACAGAGAAAAGAAUGUUCUUUCUCACACCCCAGGUUUUAACAAAUGAUCUGGCUCGGGGGGCUCUUCCAGGAGCACAAAUUAAGUGUUUGGUCCUAGAUGAGGCUCAUCGUGCACUUGGAAAUCAUGCAUACUGUCAGGUGGUGCGUGGCCUUAGAGAAUAUCGUCACGAUUUUCGUAUUUUGGCUCUAUCUGCUACUCCAGGAUCAGAUGUUAGAGCUGUUCAACAGGUACUAACAAAUUUGAUGAUAUCACAUAUAGAACUUCGAAGUGAGGAGAGUCCAGAUAUACAGGAAUACGUCCACAAGCGCAGUAUUGACAAGGUGGUUGUACCCUUGGGAGUGGAGCUGACAAGCCUGAAAAUAAGAUAUCUUAACGUUCUGCGAGUGUACGUCAGUAAGCUACUGGAUAUGAGGGUGUUGUAUACAAAAGAUGAAACAACAUUAACAAAGUAUCAGAUUUUACAGGCUCGGGAAGCUUUUCGGCAGAAUCCCCCAGACAACCUUCCAAGACAAAGAUACGGUGUUGUGGAAGGAUUAUUUGCCCUCUGUAUGACUCUCUACCACUCAUAUGAACUAAUGUUGCAGCAUGGCACAAGGUCAUUUUAUAAAUUUUUGAAAGGUACUCUAGAAGGUGAUAAAGGCCACAGUUUUGCACGAUCUGAACUCCUUCGCAACAAAGUCUUUCAGGAGCUUAUGGAAGAAAUAGCACACAAGUUUGACUCCGAGUCAAUUCUACCCAAGUCUUCAGAAAAGACUUCUUCAAGAGGGUCAUCUCAGGUUGGUGGUGCAGAGUGUUCAAAGGUAAACCCAGAGGUGCCAUAUGUGGCGAGUCACCCCAAACUGGUUAAGCUGCUGACCAUUGUGCUUGGUCAUCACAAGAAAUAUGCCAAUGAAGGAAAGUCAACCAGAAUCAUGAUAUUUUCUCAGUACAGAGACAGUGUCAUGGAAAUCACUGAAAUGCUGCAACGACAUUAUCCUCUUGUUAAGGCCAUGAGCUUUGUUGGACAGUCCACGGUGGCUCGAGGUGGUCGUGGAUUCUCACAGAAGGAACAACUUAAGGUGGUGAAAGAGUUCAGAGAGGGGGGCUUUAACACGCUCAUUGCCACUUGUGUUGGAGAAGAAGGUCUGGAUAUUGGUGAAGUAGAUUUAAUUAUAUGUUAUGAUGCACCAAAAUCUCCCAUACGAUUGGUGCAGAGAAUGGGACGCACUGGGCGGAAGCGUGAUGGUCGCAUUGUGGUGCUAGUAACUGCUGGCAAAGAGGAGCAGAUGUACAAUCAGAGCCAAUACCAGAAAAAAAGCAUUAAUGCUGUCCUUGCCGACAAGAACAGGUUAAACCGAUUUCUCAGCCCACAUAGCUCUAACAUGAUUCCUAGAGGAAUAACGCCAGUCUGCAUGAAGCUGCACAUGAAAGUGGGAACAUGGAAGAUCCAGACAGGCAGAGGUCGUAAAUCAUCAGUUGGUCCCACCACCUCCAUAGCUUCAAUGCUGGGAAAUUCUGGCCCAUCUCCUACAAAUAAGAGGAAGGAUUGUGUAAAUAAUAGUGGACUGUCAAAAGAGGAAUUCAGUUGGUGGAGGGAGAAUCUUGAGGUUCCACUGGAUGAAAUCAAAUCCAUACCAAGACCAUCAUUACUCUGCCGUAGCAAACAUGAUACAAAAGAGGACUUCAAUAGUAUGCUCUAUAUAAACUUGGGGAUGUAUCAACCAUGGCAUACUAUGGCCCAGAACACCCAUGUAAUGGGCCAUUCCUCCCGUACACUCCAUUUGGUUCAGCUAACUGAGUUUAUUGGCCUCCAGCAGCAUUUUGAUGUUGAUGAUGAUCCUUAUGGCUUAGAGAUGGCAGCAUUUUUAGACAUGGCUUAUAUUGAAGGUAACACUGCACAGAAACCCUCAAUGUUCUCUUCAGUACGAAGUGAUGUACACAGAGACAGUCAACAGAUCUUGCAAGGAAGUGGUGAAAUUAAAAAAGGAAAAGAAAAGAAGAAAGCCAGUGCAUCAACAAGAAAGGGUGCCAAAAAAUCAGUUCAGAGCUGCCUCAUCACCAGCAUGUUUAGUCAGAAGCCUCGAGUUCAUGUUGAGGAGCCAAAAUUGAGUAACUGUCAAGAUUUAGAAGAUUUUGAUGUUGCUAAUAAAGAUACAAAUGAAGACCAAUCUGAAAUGGAAAUAAGUGAAGUCAAAGUAGUUGAUGUAGAAGACAUAGAGCAUGUUGUAAUACCAAGUGUAAGUCCCUGUAAGAAGAACACUGAUGCUUGUGAUCACAUGCUAGAGUUCUUGAACUUGUUGCCACCAAAGCAGCGUUCUCCUCUCCAUAUCCCAGACCCUCCAGAUGCAAGUGACUUUUCUAAUGAUGAUCAAGAAUCUGAGCCUUCUAGCCCAACAGACAUCAUAAAUGUAUACAAUGAAUGGAUUGAAAAGACAAUGGAUGUUGCCAAGAAUGUUUUUAAAUUAAAGAAUGGUGGCAUAGGUGCUUCAGAUGCUGUAGAUGUAUCUAUUAAUCAUUUUCAAAGACUGAAUUGUGUUGAAUCAAAGCUUAUGAGUUUGAAUGAAACAAAUAAUUCUUUAGUAGAGUUGCCUGAUCUUCAAGGACAUCAAGAAAAUAUUUAUAAAAAGUCCUCCACAGCAGAAGUUUCAUUAGAAGUAUCCCCAGUUCUAGGAAAUAAUAUGACCUCAGCAACUAGUCAAAUUAAAAGCGGAAGUCAAAAGUCUGACUGUGGAAGUAGUGAUACAGAACUUGUUACAUCUCGAGAUAUUUUUGGUGAUUCUACAGUGCCAUCAGAUCAAAAUGUCUCACCAGUAUUAAGUUCUAGUUAUAAAAAGCCAGUUAGAACAAAUCUGAAACUUUAUUCCUCAACUCCAAAAGUCACUGCUAAACGCCUUUUCAAAAUAGCAACUCCUGAUUUGACUGGAAUUGAACAGAAUUCUCCAUUUUCUAGAGAAUUAGACACAUCUUGUACUCCAGUAAAAUCCCAUACUGCUGCUAACUUAAGGAGAGAGCAAUUAAUUCAGAGAGAUUCAGAAAAUGCUGAGCUUGAAGCAAGGGGCUUGCCUUCAGGACUCAGUUAUAGGAAUAAAGUGCGUUCAAAAUUAAGCAGAUUUACGAUACCUGAAAACACCAAGUCAGAGGAUGAACCACAGAUUUCAUCUUUACAGAAAUACCAAAAUCCUAUACAUACAAGCAAAGGAAUCGACACUCGUCAAAUUUCUAGUGUGUCUGUUAUGAAAAAUAAGGAAGGUUUGACAAAUAAAGAUGGUAUGACAAAUAAAGAUGUUAUGACAAAUGAAAAUCUUAUGACAAAUAAAGAUCUUAUGACAAAUAAGGCUGUUAUGAUAAAUAAGAAUGAUACAACCAAUAAGGCUGUUAUAACAAAUAUGGAUAUUAUGACAAAUAAGAAUGUUAUGACAAAUAAGGAUGUUAUGACAAAUAAGGAUGUUACGGCAAAUAAGUACGUUGCUACAAAUAAAGCUAUGACAAAUAAGGAUGUUAUGACAGAUAAGUUUGUUGCAACAAAUAAGGAUGUUACAACCCACAAUAGCAGAGAGUGUAGUGUCAAUUUUAAUUUGAGCCUGGAUGAUGAUCUCUUCGUUGACAUAGAAGAAGAAGAAGAUAAAACAAAUAGAAACGAAUCUCCUGAUAUUGAAGUCAUAGAACAAUAUAGAAAACCAUUUGUUAUUCCAACUAGACAAUCACUGUCAAAGACAAACACAGGGUCACUUGCAGGCACAGCUUCAGCCCUUCUGAGUGUAACACAGAUCAUUGAUUUAGUGAAUGAGUCAACUGAUAAUAUAUCUUGUAAAGUUGUUGACAGUGCAGAAACAUCAUCACCCAGUUUUCUAAAAAAUACUGCUAAGUUAACAGGAAAGUUAUCCAAGUCAUUGCUUUCCAAAUCCUAUGGCUAUGACCAGAGUGUUAAAAAUUCAGUAUCCACAGAAACUGUGAAACAAUCAAAUUGCUUGGAAGGACCAAACUUUUCUCUGCUUGAUGGGUUGGUUUCUGAUGAUGAGGAUAAGCCAGAUGGAGUGAAAGAAGAAUCCAGCAAUGAACAAAGUGUCCAUUUUGAUUUGUUAGGGACUGAUGAGUUUGAUGUAGAGUCAGAAUCACUUCUUGCUGAUAUUGAACUGAACAUUCAGAUGAAAGAUGAAGGGAGGAAAACACAAGGGAAGAAAGGGAUAAGUGAUGAGGGAAGUUGUAUAGAUAAAGAAAAUAAAGAUAAAUAUAUUUUAAAAAACAAUAUGCAUAGUACAAAGUAUCAAGCAAGGCAAAAUUUAACAGGUAACACAUCUCCCGAGAUAUUAAAAUUUAUUGAUACAGUUCUUUCGCCUACACAAGAGAACUCACACGUUUGGAAGAGGAAGAGAAAACGACAUAAUGUAGUGGGAUCUGACACUGAAGAUUAUGUCACACUUAGUAGCGACUCUGAAAAUGACACACACGGAAGGUCUGGCUCCUUACUCACUGAUAAAAGUAGUUCCUCGGGGAAUAAUAUCGGGAUCAACAGGAAAAAGAAAAAGAUGUUUGGGGUUAAAAAGAACUUUGAAGAUGAUGAUGAUUUUGAUGAAGAUUCGACAGCAGCCUUUCAAAUGAUGCAACAGAAAUCAGAGAGCUCAAGAAAGCAGCCACAUAAAGAUAUAAAGAAAAAGAAUUUGUUUAUUGAAGAUGAAGCAGAAGUUUCAGAAAAUGAUGACUGUGUUUCUAGUGAUGAACAGGAAGAAGAUGAAGGGAAUUAUGACCACAGCUUUGUGGACGACUGCACACAGCUAACACAGGAUACUUCUAUAGAUAUGAAAGCAGUGUAUUUGCAGUCUGUUGUUAGUCCACUCAAGAUGGCUCAGAAGAAUCGUCGCCAUAACGAACACCAGCUGUCUGACACAGAUGAAAGUACUCAGGAAAUGGAGGAAGAGGAAGAUGAAGACAGCUUUGUUGUAGACAACAAUUUUGUGGAGUAUGACACUGAAUACAUGGGUGACACUAUGCUAGCUGAAGACCCUAUCAUAGCACAGGCUCUUGAUGAUGAAGUAGUAUCUAAGAAAAGCAAGGAUGCCGAGAAUGGAAGUAAAACCAAGAGAAAAAGGAUAAUUAACUGUGAGUCAUCAAGUGAUGAAGAAAGUGGAAAUCACAACAGCAAGGAUAAAAGUGAUCUUUCUUUACUCAGACAAGUGAGUGAUGAUUGUAGUAGCUCCUUGCCUAAAUCAUCUUGCACUAGCAUCCAAGAUCGAGGUUUUGUCAUGCAAAGGGAUGCUACAAAAAAUAAAACUCCAAGCACCGUCAUCUUAAGCCUAACACCAUCAGAUAAAUUGCAAAUUAUACAGCAUAGUGAAUCGGGAAGAUUGCACUCAAGUCCAAAGCGAUCAAUAAUAACAUCAAAGUUGUCAGAAAAUGACCAGUCAACAGGUGGUAGUAACCAAGUUCGAAGUUUAUCUCGAUGCUACAGUGCUGAUCCUCAAUGCAAAACACAACUUCUCUCUCCAGAACGUGCCAUUGCCAGAAUAGCACCUUUGCAAAAUAAAUUGUUUUGUAAUAGUGGUUCAGAAGGUUUCUGUAUGCCAUCUGAGGAACUUAAAAAGGAUGAUAAAGAAACACGUGUAGCUCGAGUAUUACCAUCAAAAUCGAACAGCUUAUUAGCAUCCAGCAUGAGGACUGAGCCUGUAUCCUCCAUACCGGAUCCAGUGACUGGGUUAAAAGUGCCUGGUUCCAAUGUUAAAAUGCCGCUGCAAAACAAGCACAUGGAAAAUCAGUGUAGUACAAAUCUAUCAGAGAGUAAACCAGGUACAUCCACAUUUACCAACACCAGACAAGUGGCAGCAGUGGUGUUAGUGGACUCAUGUGAGAUAAGUGGUGGAGGAAAUAUUGUGUCUAAGAUGAGACUUCAGUAUGGAGCCAGCACUGCAGUUGUCCAGCUGGCACAUGCACAUUACGCUGUUUCAACACGGAUGGCUGUAACUCGGUUGCUGCACUCUGUAUUCAGCAGCAGCCAGCAAAGAGGAAAGUUGGUACAGAGAGUUCAAGGAAUGCUGGACUUGUAUGAACGACCCGUGAUCAUUGUGGAGAUGGAUCGUGUGAAAGCUGGAGAAUCGUCCCACCAUGGACAGAGUCGUUCUAAAUAUCUGGACACAAUCACAUGUGCUAGUGCACAGGUCACACAGCUCAAGGUCCUCUACUCAAGUGGUCAAGAGGAGACAACCUCAAUGUUGUUGCAACUGGUAGAGCAAGAAAGUUCCAAGGGCUACAGCAUUCCUGUUAUGCCAGAACAUUUGACCCAACUGAAACAGGUUGUGAAUUUCUACCUGUCACUGCCACGCAUGAGUUACGCAACAGCUUUGUGUUUGGCUAAGAAUUUUAGAACUAUUGCAGACUUCAUAAAUAGCUCUGCAGAGAUGAUAAGAAACAAGGGUCGUAUGUCCAUCCAGCGAGCAACAGCCAUCAAACAGUACCUCCAGAGAGACUUUAGGCCAGAUAUGCUACCUCCUCACUAAUUUUCACACCUUCAUUUAUCAUUGUAAUAUAAAUGAAAUUCAAAUUAUCAUUGCUAUAUUAUAAAAUAACUUUGAAGUCUUGAUAUCAAAUGUUAUAUACAGGUACAUGUAUAUACUGGUAUGCAUAAUUUUUUGUAUUAUAUUGCAUUUGAUAUCCGGUAAAAAACAUUCAUGGAUUUCCUUAUUUAUAACUUAAAUCUUAAUUCCUCUGCUGAUUUAACCUUGGCUUCAGGGUUAACCUUAACACUUUAUGCUAAUAUAUCUAAAAUGUUUCUAAUGGCCUAAAAUUUUCACUACAUUGUUGGCAAGCAUUUUGAGACAGCUACUAGGGGAUGGGGGGAUAUUUUAAUAUUUAUCCUGCUGGUAGUUGUUAUGCCAUCCAUCAUUCACAUAUUGAGCCUCAUCUUGCCAUCAUUAUCAUUCUCUUCUCAGCUCUUAACGCAUGUUGCUUUAUUGUUAUGAUUAUUCAGAUUGAAUUAUGUCUAUACCUGUUGCACUCUCUUAGAAAUUUUGUGACUUUUAUAACACGUGUUCAAUUCUGAGUGAUACAAAUUGGUAGGGAUAUACAUCUGAUACUGGUAACUAGUCAUUGUUGUUGUUAGUGAUGAUGAUUGUGAUGUAGACAGUGACCUAAGUUACCUUCUAAUUAGUCACUAUGAAAGAUUUAUUUUGAGAGAAGAAAUGAUAAUCUACUACUUCACACUGGGUCUUCAGUCUUUUCAUAAUAUUCUCACUGCAUGAUUAGUGGUCUUUAAUCUCACAACAAAGCAUUAUUGUUUUGCUUACCUUUAUAUUUUAUAUAUAUAUAUAUAUAUAUAUAUAUAUAUAUAUAUAUAUAUAUAUA
This is a messenger RNA of Procambarus clarkii (red swamp crayfish), 8133 nucleotides long. NCBI's taxonomy places the organism in Eukaryota, Metazoa, Arthropoda, Malacostraca, Decapoda, Cambaridae. The record is from RefSeq and is a predicted model, not a curated record.